GAAGUCUGAAUGUCCGUCUCGGCCGUCUCGUUGUCCCGUCUGCUCCGACGCAGCCUCCCCGCGGUGGGCCGGAGCGCGAACACACGUCCAGCCAGGUGUGUGUGCGAGCGGGAGCCGGCCAUUCCCGGAGUCCGAUGGAGCAGCACACGCUUGGACAUGGACGGCAGCGGGCGUCCAGCCACGUGGGAUUCCUUUGGGAUUUGGGAUAACCGGAUAGAGGAGCCCAUCCAGUUGCCGCCCAGCAUCCGCUAUGGGACCCCCAUCCCACACGUCAGCCUUUCCAACGUGGGCUGCGCCUCCCACAUCGGCCGUCGGCGGGAAAACGAGGACCGCUUCCAAGUGAGCAAGCUCGCGCAUAACACACUGUACUUCGCUGUGUUUGACGGGCACGGAGGACCACAGGCCGCCGAUUUCUGUCACAAACACAUGGAGCAACACAUCAGGGAUUGUUUGGAGGUGGAAACAGAUUUACAGGCGGUUUUGUCGAAAGCGUUCCUGCAGGUGGACGUGGCUUUGGCUGCCGAGCUGCGGAUAUAUGGCAAUGCCUCGCUCAUGAUGGUGGGCACGACUGCGACAGUGGCGCUGCUGAGAGACGGGAUCGAGCUGGUCGUCGGCAGUGUUGGGGACAGCCGAGCUCUUCUGUGCAGGAAGGGCAAAGCUCGCAAACUCACUGACGAUCACACGCCAGAGAGGAAAGAUGAGAAACACAGAGUCCGUCACAGUGGCGGGUUCGUGGCGUGGAACAGCGUCGGUCAGGCGAACGUUAACGGCCGCUUGGCAAUGACCCGCAGCAUCGGAGACUUCGACCUGAAGGAGAGCGGAGUGAUCGCAGAACCGGAGACCACUCGAACCCUGUUGCAGCACGCGCACGACUCUUUCCUGGUUCUCACCACCGACGGCAUCAACUUCAUCAUGACCAACCAGGAGAUCUGUGACGUCAUCAACCAGUGCCACGACCCCCCCGAGGCGGCAAACGUCAUAGCUGAGCAGGCGCUGCAGUACGGCUCGGAGGACAACAGCACACUUAUUGUCGUCCCGUUCGGAGCGUGGGGAAAGCAUCAGAACGACGAAUACACGUACAACAUGAGCCGAAACUUCGCCUCCAUCGGCCGCUGGUCUUAACGGCGGUCAAAAGAUCAUCUCAGCACGAGGAGAAGCGUUCCCAAUACACAACCACACCAGAGCAAACACAAGUCCAGACGCAUCAGCUGCAAUCUAAAGGGAAUGAAACAGGGAGAAAACUUCUGCUCGGAUGAUUUUAUGAUUUGACAUCAACUUUAUAUUCAAAAAGCUUGGAAGCUUGUUUCCGCCACCAAGUAUAAAAAAGGUAAUUGUUUGGUUAUAUCUCACAAUUCAGACUUUUUUUUCCUCACAAUUACAAGUUUAUAUCUCACAAUUCAGACUUUUCUCGCAAUUACGAGUUUAUA
Messenger RNA from Rhinichthys klamathensis goyatoka, 1427 nucleotides. It is a transcript of the gene ppm1ka, whose product is annotated as protein phosphatase, Mg2+/Mn2+ dependent 1Ka. NCBI's taxonomy places the organism in Eukaryota, Metazoa, Chordata, Actinopteri, Cypriniformes, Leuciscidae. The transcript has 6 exons. Gene Ontology annotation, molecular function: cation binding; protein serine/threonine phosphatase activity. The record is from RefSeq and is a predicted model, not a curated record. The coding region runs from base 10 to 1122 and encodes 370 amino acids. Gene Ontology annotation, biological process: protein dephosphorylation.